This is a messenger RNA of Dimorphilus gyrociliatus, 4354 nucleotides long. NCBI's taxonomy places the organism in Eukaryota, Metazoa, Annelida, Polychaeta, Dinophilidae. The record is from the annotation of a GenBank genome assembly.
AAUGGAUAAGAAAAGAAGGAAAAAACGACAUACACAUGGAUUGAAAACAGUGGAAUUAAUGAGAGGUCGUGCUGGAUAUGGCUUUACAAUUUCUGGUCAACAGCCUUGUGUUUUAAGUUGUGUUGUUCCCUCGACUCCUGCUGAUAGAGCUGGAUUGAGAACAGGUGACUUUCUUCUUGCUGUGAAUAAUUUGAAAGUAGCGGAUUACGAACAUGACGACGUUGUAAGACUGAUUGGAUCAUCCAGUGGUCUCCUUGUCUUGCAGAUUGCAGAGAACUAUAGUCUAUCCGAUUCUUCAGAUGAAGAACUUACUAGAGAUAAAAAUUAUCCUAAAGGAAAACUUAAGCCUCGCAAUUUGACUAAACAUGACAAAGAAAAUCUUCUCAUGAAUGUCACUCAUGAAGAUUUUUUGUCGCAUAAUUCAAGCAGCUCUAAAGAAGAUACUGUUAGAUACAGACGUGUAAUACACUCUUCAAGAGAGGGAAAGAAGCAUACAAUAAUAACUAGACAAGAUCGUCUAGCACCUCGAGCUUAUCCAGAAAGUUUGGAUGAUUUUAGUGACAUAGCUGAUGAAGCUUAUCAUUCAAAAGACGCGUCGAAAUUUACCAAUCAAAUUCAUGAUUUGUCAGCUAUUCUUUACCCAUCUCUACAAGAAAAUCACUACUCAGAUGAUGAUAGAGAAGAUAGUAAUCCUCCUUUUUGUGAAGUUCUUGUUGGCUAUAUAGGUUCAAUAGAAAUGCCAGAAGAUGCAAUGAACGUCGCUUCGUCCAGAAUGCAAUCCAUCCGUAAUGCCUUAAAACGCUUAAGAUGCGAAUCUAGAGUUCAUACAUUAGUUGUUAUUCAAGUGGACUCUAACGGGGUUCGUCUCAAAAAUGCAAUGAGACAAGUAAUGGUUACAUAUCCUGCCGAGAACAUAGCUUAUAGUGGUUCAUGUCCCGAUGAUAAACGAUUUUUCGGUAUUGUUACUGUGACUCAAUCAAACUUUGAUGCGAGUUUACUUAAUAAUAGUUGCCAUGCUUUUAUGAUUGAUCCUGAUAUGCGAUCUCAUACUGCUCAUAUGCAUAAGGCUAAAACGUUUGGCAUAACUUGUGUUCCACAUCCUCGAACUCAACGUUGUCUGCAAUUUCCAAAAACAGCAACACCUAUAAUGAGAGAAAUUUCUAAGCUUUAUCGAAAGAGACAACAGAGAAUUGCUGCAAGCGAUAAAAAAGCUGAAAGUUUGGUCUCUGUAAAGUCCAAAGGAUCUUAUACUACAGAUUCUACAGAAAGCUCGGGUUUUACUUGCUCUCAGCAGUCAAAUAGGUACUACAGAUCUGUUGACUCGUCAGAGUCCGAUGUUUAUUUAGGAAAUUGUAGAGUUGCCAGUACAGCAUCAAGUUGCACUAGCACGGACUCUUCAGCAUUCUGUUUCAAUAAUCGGGAAAACAUAAAAAGUGGUCAAAUAGAACUCGACUCUCAAAAUUCAGCGGAAAACCUUAGGCGACAUGCACUGAAAAUAAUGCAAACUCGUGUCAAACAGACAGACACCAUGACAGAUACAGAGUCAGUGAAAUCUAACGAAUCAAGAGCAAAAUCCAUUAAUUCUUUCGGAAACCCUGAUGGCGGAGCAGGAGAAACAACGCCCACUUUUUCUGCACCUCCUCUUCCACCAAAAAGUGCAAGGUCAGAUUCAGAAACUCCAAUGGCUCCAAAGCUUCCUCCCAAACCGCCAUCCCUUGGUCAGCGCCCACCAUUACCAGAAAGAAAGCCUUUUAUUCCACCAAGAAGACCAAUAACACCGCCCCCAAUACUUCCCGAUCGACCUCAAUCAACACCACCUCGUUUUGUCGAAGAAAUAGAAUCAAAACUUACAAAGUUAGAUCUUGUAAGUGGCAGAAAUGAAUAUGAAGAAGGAAAGAAGAGAAAAGAAAAUGAUAGGCUGAAUAGAUCUGGUUCUUUCAAAAUUCCAAUGCUGAGCAGAAAAAAGUUAUCUUUAAGUAACUCCCAUGAGUCUUUAAUGUUUGCUGAUCAAGAAGUUCAAACUUCUCAGCCCGUAGGUGAAGGAGAACCUAAAGACAGGUUUGAAAGCCGAUUCAGUGAUGGAAUAAGUAAUAUGAAAGAAGAAUUGGGCAGGGUAGCCAGUUGGGCUAUCGGCUUUGAUCGACUACUAGCAGAUGAAGCUGGGAUGAUGAUGUUUUCGAAAUUCUUGGAGAAGGAAUAUAGCGACGAGAAUAUUAUAUUUUGGAAAAAGUGCGAAGAGUUUAGAACAAAUGAUAAAAAAGUUGAUCUAAAACAAGAAGCUCAAGAGAUUUUCGACAAGCAUCUGUCAAGUACAGCUUCUCUGCCUAUAAACGUGGAUUCUUUUGCGAGACAAGUUGUUGAAGAGAAGCUGGCAGGUGAUGAAACACCACUAGACGUCUUCAAUAUUCCUCAAAAGCAAAUAUACUCUCUCAUGAAACAAGACAGUUACCCAAGGUUUAUUAAAUCAGAGAUGUAUAGACGGUGCGUUGUUGCAGACAUGCAAAACAAACCUCUUCCAUUAUCUGGUCCAGCUCCACCCACUCCAACAUGCUCUGACAAGCAUUCAAAGAUAACAAAAAAGACCAAAUCAGCGAAUGGAUCCUACGGAAGUGUUAAAACCGAUGAUCAAGAAAGUAAGCGACGAAGAUCUUUACUUCCAUGGACUAAAUCCAAAAGCGAAAAGAAAUUAAACAAAGACAUCGGAAAGAAUAAAAAAACUCUAUCCGAAAGUGACUCCAAAUCGAAUUUGUCUAUUUUAAGCAAGCAACCAUCCAAAGAUCAUCUACCCCCUCCAAGCCCUCGUCUUUCAAAAGGCCCUGAUGUUCAGAAAUAUUGUAGGAUCAUUUUACCUGAUCGGUCGACAACUGUGCUUGACUCCCAUAGUGAUCAGUCUCUUUAUAAAGCUGUAUGUUAUGUUUGCGAUCGCAGAAAAACUGAGAUGUCUGCUUUCGAAGCCUAUGAACUUGGAUCAGACAAGCCAAUAGAUCUUCACAGAGACUUAAGUGAUUUCACGGCCAAAGAAAUUCGCAUAGAAGAGAGAGUAACUUUCACAGUUUGCUUAAAUACUGGAAAAGUAUUCGGAAUGAGAGGACGACCUGAAAAAUCAAUUAAAGAUACCUUACGUCCAGUUCUUCUAAAAUCCGGAUUAAAAUUAGACGGAUUAGUUAUCAAUAUAGUAAACAAUGAUAGUCUGAUAAACCACGAGAAAUCUCUAUCCGUACUGAACAGGCAGAAAAUAAUAAUUCAGACUAUGAAUGAUUUUGCAGAAUGGGGCGGCGAGUUUCACUACUUUAAAGCCACAUCUAAUGGAAAAAUAUCCGCCACUGCCAUGCAGUUAGAGGCAAACAGGAUUGACUUUGAACUUCAGCAAUUAAAGGAAGGAAAGAGCAACACAAUACCAAUAUUCGACGAUCAAGGUGUUCUACUGUCGGAAAAAAAAGAUUCUGUAAAGCGUGAAGGUAGACCUAGCGGUGGAGGUUUUUUCGGAUUUUUUCGAAGGACAUCCCUCGAAAAUGGGGAAGCCGUCAAGGAAUCGAAAAAAAAAACUCGUCAUAGUUCUCAAAAGUUUUCAAGUAUAAAAAAUGCAAUCACAGGAAAAGACAAGACUGAAAAUAGGAAAUCUAGGGAGAGCUUGCAAGCCAUUGACAAUAAAUCAGGCUCACUACAAAAUAUUCAAAGUAAUCCAAAGCUGGCCGGAAAUCUCUUUGAAAUGAUUGAGAAUAUUCAAGGAAAGAAAAUAGAGGAUCAAUGUGGACCAUUGCUUCAAAUGGACCUUCCCGAUUUCUUGAGAAAAACUCAAUCACCUAUUAGACGAACAGAAUCUGAUACUUCCAUUGCUAUAAAAUCUAGUAUUGUUAGCCCCUCACCAUCUUGUCAAAGCAUACCUAAUAAUGAUUGCAGCUUUACAUCAGUUGUCGUUCCCACUCCAAACACUGCCCAAACUUACUUUUCUGGUGGUCAUUCUUGCCCUGAGUCUCCAGAACUAAAUGAAUCAUUGAUUUUUGAAAAAAAGACAAAAAUUGUUAAAGCGAAACCAAGACUUCCUCCCAGAUCAGGCAUUUCAAAACCAUAUGAUAAAAUCAACGGGGACACAAAAGGCGACAACGAAAUUGGGGAACUAAAUUUGUCAGAAUUAGAAGUAACAUUGAUGGAUGAAGAUGUUCCCUUGAAAGAUUCUACUAUGACAAUGAUAGAAUUAGAUGAUCGUGACCUCAGUUCGCCACCUCCCUCUCCAACGACUCAUGGUUUAAUCUUAUGUGACUGUAAUAGCGACGAAUCACCACCACCCUGCGAAAUAACAACCCAUAUGCUAGGAGCUUCGUCUGAAUUUACAGAUUCUCUCUGUAUAAUUUAA